GUCGGGCGCUCGGCCAUGUCAGUGGAGAGUGCGGGGCAGGGGCCGUGGCCCGGGCCGGAGCCGGGGCCGGGGCCGGGGUCCGAGCCGGGGCCGCUCUGCCCCGAACACGGCCAGGCUCUGAGGUGGUUCUGCUGCUCUGAACAACGGCCCGUGUGCGCCGCCUGCGCGGGACUGGGCGGCCGCUGCCGUGGGCACCGCAUCCGCCGGGCCGAGGAGCGCGCGGAAGAGCUGCGGAACAAGAUUGUGGACCAGUGUGAGAGGCUGCAGUUACAGAGUGCUACCAUCACCAAGUAUGUGGCUGACGUCCUGCCAGGGAAGAACCAGAGAGCUGUGAGCACAGCCAGUGCAGCACGGGAACUGGUCAUCCAGAGGCUGGGUCUGGUGAGGAGUCUGUGUGAGAGCGAGGAGCAGAGGCUGCUGGAACAGGUGCAUGGUGAAGAGGAGCGGGCCCAUCAGAGUAUACUGACACAGCGAGUCCACUGGGCCGAGGCACUGCAGAAGCUCGACACCAUCCGCACCAGCCUGGUGGACAUGCUCACCCAUCUGGAUGACCUCCAGCUGAUUCAGAAGGAGCCGGAGAUUUUUGAGAGGACGGAGGAAGCAGAGGGCAUUUUGGAUCCCAAGGAGUCGGAAAAGUUAAACUUUAAUGAGAAGUGCACUCGCAGCCCACUACUGACCCAACUCUGGGCGACAGCCGUUCUCGGGUCCCUCUCAGGCACGGAGGACGUGCGUAUCAACGAGAGGACUGUCAGCCCCUUCCUGCAGUUGUCAGAUGAUCAAAGGACCCUGACCUUCAAUGCCAGGAAGUCCAAGACCUGUGCAGAUGGCCCGGAGCGCUUUGACCACUGGCCCAAUGCCCUGGCCACCACUUCCUUCCAGGCUGGGCUGCAUGCCUGGAUGGUGAACGUCGAGAACAGUUGUGCCUAUAAGGUGGGUGUGGCCUUAGGCCAGCUGCCCCGCAAGGGUUCUGGCAGUGACUCUCGUCUGGGCUACAAUGCCUUCUCCUGGGUCUUCUCCCGCUACGACCGGGAGUUCCGUUUCUCACACGAUGGGCAGCACGAGCCCCUGGCACUGCUGCGCUGCCCAGCUCAGCUGGGGGUGCUGCUGGACUUGCAGGCACAGGAGCUGCUAUUCUACGAGCCAGCCUCGGGCACGGUGCUCCACACCCACCACGCGUCCUUCCCUGGGCCCCUCUUCCCAGUCUUUGCUGUGGCUGACCAGACCAUUUCCAUCAUCCGCUGACCUUUGGCCAUGGGGAGACCAGGUCUACCUCCCCACCACCCUUUCAGGCCAUGUUUCUACCCAGUGUCUUUUUCCCAGAUGUUGCCUGUGCCCAAUGGGCAGCUUUUAGGAGGGGUUCGGGGUACAACCAUUAAAAGCUGGGCAUCUGUGGGGAACCUGCUACUCCCUGGGCCUUGGUUUCCCAAAUGCACUGUGCAUCUGCCCCUCUGAGGGUGUCUUGUUCACCACUUUAUCUCUGGCAUCCAGCAUGGUACCUGGUGCAGAGUGAGCGUGCGAUAAAUAUUUGGCCAGCAAGUGGACGUAUGGAUGGAUGGAUGGAUGGUGGAUGGAUGGAUGGAUGGACAGGUGACUGGAUGCAUGUGGUAGACUCUUCUGGAGCAGCACUGCCCCCAGUAGAUGCCGUUCUCUGGCAGAAAAGCCUGUGGCUGAAGCUCUGUCAUCCCCUCAGUUCAGUGUUUCUCAGUCCUUUUCAUGACAUGGCAUACAGAGGAAAUAUUUUUCUAGCACAAGGACAACCUGGAAGGGAUUUAGAACUCCUGCCAGGCUGCUGUUGGCCAGAGGACUCUGGCCUGUAGGGCUGUGUCCUCCCCCAGGUUUUGCGUAGCCCCUGGGAAGACUGAGGGGACCCUGUCUCCAGGUAGCCUGGCUGCGGCACACCCGUCGGCAGUGCUGCCUCGGACUAGCCAGGGCUCCAACCAGCACCCACCCGUGGCAACAGGGACGAGCUUCUUCCCCAACUGCAGCUGAUGCGUGCUCCCAACUAAUGCCUUCUCUAACAUAAUGUGGGGACCAGGGUGAGGCCUUCAAGCCAGAAAGGGCUGAGGGCGCAAGAGGGCCAGCCUUAGGGAACAUGUACAUUAUUAAAGGUUUUCAAAGAUUGAAAA
Molecule: messenger RNA, 2126 nt
Organism: Balaenoptera ricei (Rice's whale)
Lineage: Eukaryota; Metazoa; Chordata; Mammalia; Artiodactyla; Balaenopteridae
Gene: BSPRY
Product: B-box and SPRY domain containing
Exons: 6
Coding region: 16-1242 (408 amino acids)
Molecular function (GO): protein binding; zinc ion binding
Source: RefSeq, a predicted model, not a curated record